AUGCUUGUGGCCGGUCCUGAUGAUCGCGAGGUGAUUCGUCAAACAAUUGGACAGAUUCGUGAACUCUACAAAGAAAUCGUACAAAUGCGUAUCGAGGAUCGUGCCAAGUACAGAGACAUGUGCGCCAGAUUGGAAAUUCUCGAAAGGGAUCGAUCGUCUCGUUUGAAGAAGCAUCGUCGUCUCGCGAAACAACAGGAACGUCUUCGUAGAAAAAAGGAAAAGGCGGCGGCGAAAAUUGGAACUCCAGCAGGUGCAUGUCCCGGAAGUCUUCCGAAGAAAACGCCUUCGAAAGUCGAUUCUGCAAGUCACGAUGGAACAUCGAAAACUGAUGAGAAUGGACCAAAUGAGGAGUGA
Messenger RNA from Caenorhabditis briggsae, 354 nucleotides. The record is from RefSeq and is a predicted model, not a curated record. Bases 1 to 354 code for a protein of 117 amino acids. The transcript has a single exon. Lineage: Eukaryota; Metazoa; Nematoda; Chromadorea; Rhabditida; Rhabditidae.